Cloeon dipterum is the source of this 2000-nucleotide messenger RNA. RefSeq lists its product as uncharacterized. The transcript has 11 exons. Gene Ontology annotation, molecular function: oxidoreductase activity; copper ion binding. Bases 168 to 1964 code for a protein of 598 amino acids. Lineage: Eukaryota; Metazoa; Arthropoda; Insecta; Ephemeroptera; Baetidae. The record is from RefSeq and is a predicted model, not a curated record.
UGGAGCGGGAGUGAAAGUGGAAAAUAACGCGCACCAGUGCCGAGGUGGACAACUAUUGCUGCUCAGGUCUCAGGUCCAGGGCAAAUCAGUCUGCCUCGUGCAUCGUGAGAUAUCCGUCGGAGAGCAUAAUCGCGCGAGAUUAGUCGACCCCUCGCCCGCGCUUCAACAUGGUCGGCGAGGGGAUGCAAAUUUUCUCCGUUCUUUUCCUGACUUACUUUUUGUGUGCGGUCGGCCACCCGUGCGAGAGAAAAUGCAGCGUCGACCUCCAGCCGAUGACCUGCCACUACAAAUUCACUCUCCACGCAACCGCUAUUAACUGUGAUCACUGCCAAAGAAAAAACAGAACUGCUCAAUGCUUGAACCAAAAAUGUGACUUAGCCAGUAAAUUGGCAUUGUCUGUGAAUGGGAAAACGCCAGGACCGACAAUACAGGUUUGCCUAGGAGACCGGAUAAUCGUUGACGUGGAAAACCGACUACCGAGCAGUUUCGAAACUUCAAUCCACUGGCAUGGGAUUUUGCAAAAAGGCACUCCUUACUAUGACGGAGUCUCGAGAGUAACUCAGUGUCCUUUGACACCCGGGACGUCCUUCAGUUAUUCUUUCGUCGCUGAUAACCCAGGAACACACUUUUACCACGCGGAUUCAGUUACGCAGCAUGCUGACGGCAUCUACGGAGCUAUAAUCGUUAACGAGGCUGGAAAGCGCGCCCGCGAAAAUGUAAUCCUGCUUGGGACCAGAAAUGAUGCUCUUGUUAGUGGCGCUUUUGGAGCCCUACAUGGCGCAUUAGUUGGUCAAAACAAGCCGGUUGCAAAGCUUAUUUUGAAUGGGAAAGCCAAUAACGAGAACGUUGAUGAAUUCGAGGCAAAAUUAUCAGAAACACUAUUUAGUUUUGUGAAUGUGGCUGCGUAUGAUUGUCCUUUUGAAAUAGCUAUGGAGAGCCAUAGCUUUAAGGUGGUGAACGCACAAGGAAGCGAUAUUUUGCCUGUGUUUGUUGAGAAAAUCGUAAUUUAUCCUGGAGGAAGAUACGACGUUGAAAUAUAUCAAAUUGGUGAGAAAUGUGAAAAGUGCGUGCUGAAGGUAUCAGGUUUGCACAAAUGCAGCCAACUGGAACAAAUAAAGACUGUAAUCAGGCCUGUGGGAGACCAAAAUAUUGCAACCAAUGAUAUUAAGGCCAAGUCUCUGUCUGCCAACUGCUUGAAAGAUCCCUCAAAUUUGUGCAAUGCUCAACUGGAGGGUGCCAAUCCACCAGACAUCACAUUUACUCCUGAUCUGACCUUUUUCCUCACAUUCGGACAUAUGAGGGUGCCCAAAGUGUCAAGUGAGGAUGUGGAAUUCAGAUUUGUUUUAAAUGACAUUGAAUAUUACCCGACCUUUUUAGACAGCAGUGAUGAAGACGGCACCCUAAUUCCCCACAUCAACACGGUUUCCUUCAGGCCGCCAUCUACCCCUAUUUUGUCCCAAUACGAAGACCGUGAGCCUUCUUUUGAGUGUGAAAGCUGGGCGAAUUUGUCGCCAGCGCCAGCAAGCAGACCGAAAUCCACGUGCAAAGGACCGCCCCACUAUUGCGGAUGCACUCAUUACAUCAGGGUUGCGGUCAAUGCAACGGUCAAACUAGUCUUUAGACACGAAAGUGAUUCUUCUAAUAAAAAUGCUGGAACGUUCCACUUGCACGGACACAAAAUGUACACUGCAAACUGGCGGUCAUCGAGUGACGAUAUGGAGAACACAAAUAAAAGACCUGUUGCCAAGGACACGAUUGUUGUACCACCUUCAGGAGAAAUCUCAGCAUUUUUUAAAGCAAACAAUCCAGGCUUCUGGCUGCUCGAAACCCGUGGCGAUCAAAUUACUUCUGCGGGUGUUGGAAUGGCUUUGAUUGUGCAAGUAGGAGAUCCAAGUGAAAUGCUUCCAGUGCCAGCCGGGUACCCCACCUGCAGGGGUUUGAAGCCAGACGACUUUAUUUUCUAAAUUGAAUAUGCCAAUUAAAGUGCCAAAACAAAUAGA